This is a messenger RNA of Stylophora pistillata, 2427 nucleotides long. RefSeq names its product mitochondrial coenzyme A transporter SLC25A16. Gene Ontology annotation, biological process: transmembrane transport. Gene Ontology annotation, cellular component: mitochondrial inner membrane. The record is from RefSeq and is a predicted model, not a curated record. Lineage: Eukaryota; Metazoa; Cnidaria; Anthozoa; Scleractinia; Pocilloporidae.
CCAUCGACCUCAACCUCCCACACAACUGAACAGUCCAGCGCUCUAACCAAUUGAGCUAACCGGGAGGCGGUUUUAAACUUGCAAAGUGUUUCCUUACCGAGUACUGAAAGUUGUUGGCUCUUGAGCAAGCAAAUAAACAUUUCCCAAAAAUAAUACGUUCAACAUGUCGACGAGUUCAGUUCUUAUUUGGAAACAGCGUCCUUACAUUCCAGUCUGAAAGGCAAAAUAUAUCCACGAAUACACAGUUUAAAUAGCGCCGACAUUUCGUUGAUCGAACGAUCGAAAAGCUCGCUAACGACAACAUCAACAUGCUCACGCCACGCAUGAGCAGACGUUUUUCAUCACUCACCCUCCACGAUUGUAAAUCCGCAUCACGCUUCGUAUCAUGGUCACGCAACAAACGGUGCUGACAAUCAGGAGAUUAUCACGCGUCACACUAAAAUAAGUACACUUUUGUCAAUUUUUUUUCUACAAAAAAAAAUAUUUUUGACUGACACCUCUGUUCGUAUCAAGUGCGAGUUUUAGAAACACUUCUAAAAAGUUAAGAAACUGUAAAAUGUGUACGUGACUAAAAUGUCAAAACGUGUAACCCCCCUGUUGCUUUCACGUGUAUGACAUGAUGUUGAUUCAUGACGAUGCUGGUCGUGCGAAGUGGCAGGUAGAUGCAGUGGCAGAGGAUAUCUGCGUGUUCUACUCGUUGAAAAAUGACACAUCCGACUUUAAAGUACUAAAGCUCCGAUAGUGGAUCUCGUAUACAACCGGCAAUAUCAUAGCCCAGAUAGUGGUUCUCGUUCACAAGUGAGGCUUGGUCCAUGUUUUACUCUGGGGUUUUUCUUAGAGGAAAAUGGAGGCGAAGGCUGACCAUGUACUCCUAACAUUUGUAGCUGGAGGAUUGUCAACAUGCUGUGCAAAGACAUCUACAGCUCCUUUGGAAAGACUGAAAAUUCUCUUCCAGGCUCAGAAUGAACACUACAAGAACAUGGGUGUAUUUAGGGCUCUGAAAACCAUUUACCAUAAGGAAGGACCUUUGGGUUAUUACAGAGGGAAUGGUGCUCUUAUGUUGCGGGUUUUUCCAUACGGUGCUGUUCAGUUUGUAUCAUAUGAACAGUAUAAGAAGGCCUUAAACUCCUUGUAUUUUAAUGGUGCUUUGGGUAAGCUGCUCUCUGGAUCUCUUGCAGGUAUUACAGCUUGUUCACUGACCUAUCCCUUGGAUGUUGUACGUUCACGCCUGGCAUUUCAAGUGGCUGAUGAAGAAAUUUACUGUGGAAUAUGUCAUGUAAUUCGCCAGAUUAUCACCACAGAGGGAGGGUUUGCAGCUCUUUACAGAGGUUAUGCAGCUACAGCUCUUUCAAUGAUUCCAGCUGUUGGAUUUGGGUUUUUCACAUAUGAGAGUAUCAAAGACUUCAUACUUUCAAUGAGCGGCCCUUUGACAAAGAAAAACCGAGAGGGUCAAGUAGUUCUAACACCAGUUGGAGGGCUGUUGUGGGGUGCAGUUGCUGGUGCCUCUUCACAGACAGUGGCAUAUCCUCUAGAUGUUGUUAGACGACGAAUGCAGCUUGCUGGUGCAGUGUCUGAUGGCUACAAAUACAGUGGUUGCAUAAACACUUUUGUGACAGUCUAUUUGGAAGAUGGUGUGAGAAAAGGCUUGUAUCGUGGCUUGUCAAUCAACUACUUGCGGGUCAUACCACAGGUGGCUGUCAUGUUGAGUGUUUAUGAGCUUACAAAGCAGUUUCUCAGUACCGACAUGACCACUGUGAGGAGUGAGUGAUCUACUGUCAAUCAGCAAACAUGGAGACUUCUGUGACAUCUGUUCAACACCUCAACUAAAUACAGAAUACUCGUCACUGAUAAACAUGCAAAGUAAAAGCAGAAGUUGCAUAAUCCUUCAGCAUGACAACUAUUGAGAGAAAAUAAUGUAUCUGUUGGUAAGAAGAUUUGGAUUCAGAAGCAGCAGUCAUGCAUGUACUGUAUGAACUAGGCAUUUACAGCUGCACCACAUUGUACCUCAGAAAGUUAAUUGUUAUAAUCUUAUCAUUACAAUCAAUUCACUCUCAAGACAGUACAAAGAACUGAAAGUAAUAGUAACCAGAAUGAAAAAUAACUAAUUUUACUCAAUGUGUUAUUGAUCAUACUGUGGGAUACAUGGAUGCUGACAUGCAUAAUUGUCAGGACAUUGCCCCUGCAAUUUCAUACUUAGGUGUGUGUUCUUGGACAUGAACAAUCUUUUGAAGUACAGAGGGCUUGAACCAGCAUAGGGUAACUUGUGAUUGACUUCUUUCCCAUUUGCUUGGAAAAGUAAUACUCUAAGCCACUGUUACAUGCUUCAGCCUGCAGCUCAAAAAUAGCAUUCACUCGAUCAGAUUAAAGUGCACCUAAACCCAAAAAAUUUUUUUCACUUAACGAAAUAAGUGUAUUUUUUGGAGUAUU